AUGGCAUUACGACGGAUCCUGGACUUGUUCGUCCACCAGGUCCUUGGCAUCAAUGUCACUGAACGUUACACUGCAAUGCCAGCAGACGUGGACGAGCAGGCUAGGGAUAUCCUCGACUCUGCCGAUAUCUAUGUAGAGGACGAACCAUCGGUGGCAGAGUGGUUCAAGGAAUUGGCCCCUUCAAGGAGAGGAGCCAUCGAAUAUAUAACCAGUCUAUUCCCGUCGGCGUCGUGGAUUCAGCGAUACAAUAUUCGAUGGUUGGCAGGCGACAUGGUUGCUGGAAUAACUAUUGGUUUGGUCGUUGUACCUCAAGCAUUGGCGUAUGCUUCGUUGGCGGAUCUGACGCCGCCAUACGGCUUGUACACCUCUUUUGCGGGAGCAGUCUUGUACUGGAUCUUUGGGACGUCCAAAGACAUCGUCAUCGGUCGCGCCGGUGUGCCGAAAAUCGAAAUGAAUUUGGUUAAGCAGGUAAUAUCAGAAUUGCCUGCCGUGGCCAUCAUCUUGGUCAUUGAGCACAUUGCCAUAGCGAAAGCUAUGGGUAGGCUGUAUAACUACACGAUGAACCCGUCCCAGGAAAUCGUAGCGCUUGGCGCUGCCAAUCUUCUCAGUCCAUUUGUUGGUGGCUACGUCUGCACAGGAUCCUUCGGUGCUUCUGCUGUCCUCUCCAAGGCAGGAGUCAGAACCCCUCUGGCUGGACUAUUCAGUGCCGGGGUGCUUAUUCUUGCACUAUAUGCCUUGACUGGAGUCUUCUAUUAUAUCCCCAAAGCUGCUCUCGCUGGUCUCAUUAUCCAUGCUGUUUGCAACUUGCUCACGCCUCCUCGGAUCUUAUUCAAAUAUUGGCAACUAUCACCCGUUGAAUUUUUAAUCUGGGUUGUUGGAGUCGCCUUGGCCAUAUUUGUGUCUCUCGAGGCAUCCAUUUAUGCAGGCACAGCCCUCUCAAUUAUUUUGGUGUUGGUUCGGCUAGCUAGGACGCGUGGAACAUUCUUGGGAGUUAUAAAGGUUAAAAGAAUUUCAGUAGGGAAAGUAAACGGGUCUGGCGGAGGCCGUUCUGCCUGCAACAAAACAUACCAUGCUGCACCGGAUGCGUUUAUACCCCUCGACAGAUCAGGACCCAUUAAUCGAGACAUCAAACUUGAAUCUCCCUACCCGGGUGUUUUCAUUUACCAGCUACAUGAGGGAUUCAAUUACACCAAUCAAGCGUACCACAUUGACAUUUUAGCCAAAUAUAUUGAGCAGAACACGCAAAGGUUGUCUGAUGAAGGCUACGAGAAAGAGUCGGAUCGUCUUUGGAAUGACGCCGGGGGAAGGACGCACCAACCAAACUCUCACCUUCUUCCAUAUCUGCGUGCCAUUGUCCUUGAUUUUGGGGCAGUGAAUCAUGUCGACAUUACGUCGGUACAAGGGCUCAUCGACUUGAGGAACCAACUAGAUAACUAUUCCGCGCCGGAUACUGUUGAGUGGCAUUUUGCAAAUAUCCAUAACCGGUGGACGCGACGCGCUCUAGGUGUAGCGGGCUUUGGCUAUCCGACAGCAGAAAAUCCCGAGGCUGUCAGAAAUUGGAGACCCAUAUACAGCGUUGCGGCGACACUUUCAGAGAAGGAAGGGCCGUUUGGAGACGAGAACCGGUGCGUUACAGACACUGACACUGAUGGGGAACGGGCGCGAGGAGCUACCACCCCAGUCCCAGGAGACACGAAGAGGCCAGGGAGUUGGGAGCGUUCGAGCGGAGCCGACAAUCCACGGAUGGCUACAAUUCACGGCGUUAACAGACCUUUUUUUCAUGGUGAUCUUUACAGUGCUGUGGAGUGCGCAGUCACUGAUGCCCAAAGUAAGAACUCGUCGGCCAUAGUUUGA
Molecule: messenger RNA, 1854 nt
Organism: Metarhizium acridum CQMa 102
Lineage: Eukaryota; Fungi; Ascomycota; Sordariomycetes; Hypocreales; Clavicipitaceae
Source: RefSeq, a predicted model, not a curated record